AUGAAGACCGUGCUUUUCUUUCUUUCUCUUUUCGUCUGCUCGUUGGCGGCGAUCUUGCCCUACCCCUCUCGCUGCACGGUCUACUCCAAAACGUGCGCAUCCUGCAAGUGCGGGAAGCAGACGUGCGUCGAGAAGACGAAAUGCUGUGUGUACGAAGCGUGUCAAGUGUACGACAACACCAAAGUCGAGUGCUGUCCGUUCGAGUGCCAGAACGGUGGAACAAGAGUUCGCCUGCUAGGCAAGAGGGAUGUGUCAGAAAGUACGAGUCUUUCGGACACUGUGUGUCCAGCUGAGAUUCCGCCACCGCGUUGUUCUUGUCCGCCAGGAUUUGAGGGCCAGUGCUGCCAAAUAGAAAAUCCCUGUGCUGGUUUCGAGUGUGACGACAACCAAACGUGUCAAGUUCACCACUCCGACGGAAAGGUGGAACCGUUUUGCGCUGACCGGUGUGGAUCUAACAUUUGCUCGUACGGAGAGAAGUGUGAAGGAAUGGCGGUCGUUUGCGUCACGGCGCCUUGUCCACGCCGACAUCAAUGUGUUCCGGGCAUGCCCGGACGAUGCCCGCCAGUUGAUCCCAGUCUCAUCACUACUUGCCCAGUCGAGUGCAGCUCUGAUACCGAAUGCCCGGGAAAUCAGAAAUGUUGCAACAUUGGUUGUCACAUAAAGUGUGUCACUCCAGUUUUCUAUUGAUAUGAUUACUCAAUUGAGUUGCGUCCGUGACCGCGUGUGUUUCGUCGGACUAACAAUAUUAUGAGUUUAGAGAAGU
Molecule: messenger RNA, 763 nt
Organism: Corticium candelabrum
Lineage: Eukaryota; Metazoa; Porifera; Homoscleromorpha; Homosclerophorida; Plakinidae
Product: WAP four-disulfide core domain protein 3-like
Exons: 4
Coding region: 1-687 (228 amino acids)
Cellular component (GO): extracellular region
Molecular function (GO): peptidase inhibitor activity
Source: RefSeq, a predicted model, not a curated record